AUGUUAGGAUUAUUAUUAUGUAUUGAAAGGCGAGGGCGGCUGACCGGAGGCGCUGCAGAAGGGCUCGGCGGCGACGCGCAGCACGUGGCCGGCGGCGAGGGCGGCGAAGGCGACGGCGAGGGCGGCGCAGUGGCACAUGAGCGCCUUGGCGUGCGGCGAGCGGCGCAGCUCGGGCAGCAGCGCGUGCACCAGCAGCGUCGCCACCAGGAAGAGCGCGCCGCUCGCGAACAGCGCGCUGUAGUACACGUUCUCCUGGCUGGGCUCCCCCGCCAGCCUGCCGCGCCAACCAAUUUCACGCCUGCACGGAACAAGGUCUACCCUCCUCCCGACAUGUGUAAGGCAAGGGCACUGGAGAUGAGCGCCUGCCAGUGGCCAGCGCAGAAAGCACUCGAUUCGAACGCACCUGCGCGCCUGGCAGAAGAAGAGGUCGCGCCUGGGCGGGCGGCCGCCGCCCUGCGCCACCUCCGCCAGGCAGAAGUGGUGCGCGGCGAAGGCGCGGCCGUGGCCGUAGCCCUCGACGAGCGCGGACCCGUUGCGCUGCAGCCACCAGCGCUGCGAGGCCCCGCCGUCCGACCGCAGCAGCUGUCUGCGCCGCCAGCACGCAAACGCAUUGCCAUUCAGUCGUCUACUCGCUAG
This is a messenger RNA of Gryllus bimaculatus (two-spotted cricket), 636 nucleotides long. The record is from the annotation of a GenBank genome assembly. Lineage: Eukaryota; Metazoa; Arthropoda; Insecta; Orthoptera; Gryllidae.